This is a messenger RNA of Chelmon rostratus (copperband butterflyfish), 1343 nucleotides long. RefSeq names its product leukocyte surface antigen CD53. The coding region runs from base 175 to 870 and encodes 231 amino acids. NCBI's taxonomy places the organism in Eukaryota, Metazoa, Chordata, Actinopteri, Chaetodontiformes, Chaetodontidae. Gene Ontology annotation, cellular component: membrane. The record is from RefSeq and is a predicted model, not a curated record. The transcript is spliced from 8 exons.
GCUAAUGUUGAGAUAGAGGAAGUGAGAAGGAGGUGCUGAAAGCCCCAUGAAGCGUUGCACAGGCCAUAGCCUGAGAAGAAGUGGAAGUGGAAGCAACAGCAAACUUCACUGAGCACGACGAAAAGAGAGACAACAGAUUAUUGUACCAAACAGGUCUGAUCACAGGUCUACAGAAUGGCUCAAGGAUGCCUCAAGUGUUUAAAGCUCACCAUGUGUGCCGCCAACUUCCUCUGUUUUAUGUGUGGCGUGGCCGUGCUGGCUUUCGGCGUGUACAUGAUGGUGAACUUCAGGAUGGCCGCGCUCACCCCGAACUUGGCCAGCUUCAACUCGGCCAACAUACUGCUGAUCAGUGGCAUCGUCAUCACUUGCGUGUCCUUCCUGGGUUUCCUUGGCGCUCUGAAGGAGAACCGCUGUCUCCUUCUGACAUUCUUCCUGCUGCUGUUCUUUCUGAUGCUGGUGGAGCUGACUGUAGCAUGCCUGCUGCUUGUGUAUGAGGGGGAGAUUGCUAAACUGGUGACAGAUGAUCUUACUAAGGGCUUGGAAAAGGCGAAAGCAAAGCCUGUGAAUUCAACCAAUGUGAUGAGUGAGUGGGAUCUGGUUCAGACUAAGCUUGAUUGCUGUGGAGUCAAUAAUGUGACAGACUGGGGAGACAAAGUACCUAAAUCUUGCUGCGCCAACGACUGUGAGACCCCGAGGCCCCUGUACAGACCCAAGGGCUGUUUGGUAACGUUGAGGGCCUUGUUUGAGGAAAAUUUCCUAACCACUGGGAUUUCUGUCAUUGUCCUCUGCGUUGUUGAGGUCUUGGGAAUGUGUUUCGCCAUGACGCUCUUCUGCCACAUCAGUAGAUCUGGACUGGGCUACAAAUUAUAGACAAUGUUCUCUCCAACAAUACAUCUUAAAUACAUAGUUCAGAGUUAAUUUUGUUGUACAGUUGUCGUUGCAGAAGGAAAAGCUUAAAGAUCAGAAAAAUAAUUUUAUGAAGACAGUGAUUUUAAUACGCUUUGUUUUACCGUUAUCACAAAAUAUUCUUGAAGCUGAUGCAGAUCAAACUUUUUCAUUCAUGUGAAAAUUGAAUAGAAAUGUUCCAGGCAUCUCUGGCCUUCCAUAACUGUGAGUGAUCAAGUAAUGUAAAAUGCUGUUUCCGUCCGAGCUGUGUGAAAUGAAAGUCAUUUUGUCUACUGUGGGACUUGCUCGUUGCUACAUUCCUCUCCACUUACCGACAUUAUACAAUCAUAAUGAAAAACAGGUGCUGUAAAAUAAAACAUAUCCUCUGUAACUGUCUUCCACAAACUUUUCAACUUUUGUAAAUUCUAUAACAAACCAAUAAAGUAUUUCUAACAGUA